AUGGCAUUCCGUAUGCUAGCAUACAAUGCUCCUGCUGAUUCUCUGGAUGAGUGCCUCCAGCUUGGAGAGAGCACCAUCAUUGAGAGCAUGAGGUGGUUUGUUCAUGUCAUCAUCGAGAUAUCCGGCGAUGAGUACCUCCGUUCUCCGAACGAGGAGGACAUUGCUUGCUUGCUUACUAUCAACGAGCGAAGAGGGUUCCUCGGGAUGCUGGGAAGCAUUGACUGCAUGCAUUGGAGGUGGAAGAACUAUCCGACUGUGUGGUCAGGUUAUUUCACCGGCCAUGUCAACGCAUCGACGAUCAUUCUAGAGGUGGUGGCGUCGGAGGACCUGUGGAUUUGGCAUGCCUUCUUCACAAUGCUAGGUCCUCUGAACGACAACAAUGUUCUGCACUGCUCACAUCUCUUCGAUAAUCUUGCCACUUGUGAGCCCCCAAGGUACAAUACUCUAUUAAUGGACACCAUUACACCAUAG
This is a messenger RNA of Phragmites australis (common reed), 471 nucleotides long. RefSeq lists its product as uncharacterized. Lineage: Eukaryota; Viridiplantae; Streptophyta; Magnoliopsida; Poales; Poaceae. The record is from RefSeq and is a predicted model, not a curated record. The transcript has a single exon. Bases 1 to 471 code for a protein of 156 amino acids.